CCUGAGCCGGACGCACGCGUAUUGUUUUCUUUAAUUUGUUACAUUUACAGUCUUGUUUUCCUUCAAUAACGCUACCUAACUGAUCUGACCGGUGCCUGUGUGGUCAUUUUAUUCAGCAGUGCGUCGCAUCGAUAAUCUUUUUUAUUUUUUUGCUUAUUAUUGUUAUUAUUUUUCCUCCCAGCAUCAGUCGUCAAGCGUUUAUCUGGUUGUUUUUAUCAUGUUUUAGUAAUUUACACGCGCAGUCAGUGAUAUUAAUAGUUUAUUCGACGUAGUUAUUCGUAAAAAACGCUGCCACUUUCACUCCACUGAGUCUUGAACAGCCGUCGUUCAUGCCAGAUCUGCAGCGCUUCAGCUUCCCGUGUAGUAUGAACCCGUUGCUGGGCCACAGUUUACCUGCAGCUCAUCCGCAUGCGCAGAGCUCAGAGAUGCCCAGCCAUCCGGACUCGCCCUCCACUGUGCUCCCGGACGCUCUUCUGACGGCUCCGCACUCCAGCGUGCUUCACCUCGGUGAACAGCCCGGUCUGAUCGCGGAUGGUGUUUUACAGAGUGGGUUAGUUUAUCUGCCCGUCGGUCCUCCUGUGCACCGGGCCGUGCCGCCUCCGCCUGCAGCCAUGGCUUUACGCAACGACCUGGGCUCCAACAUCAGCGUCCUGAAGACCCUGAAUCUGCGCUUCCGCUGCUUUCUGGCGAAAGUGCAUGAGCUCGAGAGGCGAAACAAAAUCUUGGAGAAACAGCUGCAGCAGGUGCUGGAAAGCAAUGAGCUCGCUUGCGCCGAGAGCAAAGACACUGGGGUGCAGACGGGCUUCAUUCCCCUGCAGGCUCAAAACACGAAUAAUUCCGCCAAGAGACCGACUACUUUAUUCACACCUCCCCUUACGACCGUGCUUAAACUCGAGCCUGAUGACAAGACUCGGGCUUUGGGUUAUGAUCCAGGCUCCAACUCGGCCGUCGCGCCGAACAAAGCAGCCGCAGCCAACACCAAUAACUCCAAUAACGCACCCAAUCUGAACGCUGCUGCAGCCAGAACCGGCCCGAAUCCGCCCAACCGCUUUCUGCCCGGUACUAUCUGGUCGUAUAAUCCCACCCGGAAGUGGCCUGCGAGCUCAGAACCGCGGGUGAUCACCAGCCCCGGAGUGUCAUGGGUUCACCCGGACGGAGUCGGAGUGCAGAUCGACACCAUCACCCCGGAAAUCAGAGCCCUCUAUAACGUGUUGGCCAAAGUAAAACGGGAGAGAGACGAGUACAAACACAGAUGGGAAGAGGAAUACACCAUGAGAGUGGAACUUCAGCAGAAGGUCACAGAUUUACAGGAGGAACUGCAGGAGAAUGAGGUGUGUCAGGAUGAGCUGGCCCUGAGGGUGGAGCAGUUGAAGGCAGAGCUUGUCCUCUUCAAGGGUCUGAUGAGCAAUAACCUGAGUGACUUGGACAGUAAGAUCCAGGAGAAAGCGAUGAAGGUGGAUAUGGAUAUCUGCAGGCGCAUCGAUAUCACAGCUCGUCUCUGUGACCUGGCACAACAGAGGAACUGUGAGGACCCCAUUAAAAGCUUCCAGGUUGCCAGUCCGCAGUCGUCCACUAGCUGUCGUCCACGGAAACAGACAAUCCAUCUUGCUUAUGGCAGUGAGACCGAUGAGCCGACCAGCACCUCAGAAAGUGAAGGAGGUGGAGUAAAAGAGGAGAAUGUAGGCACCACCUCAGCUACUCAGAUCAAUGAAGAGAUGCAGAGGAUGUUGUGUCAGUUGCGUGAAUGUGAGUUUGAUGACGACUGUGACUCUUUGGCAUGGGAGGAGACUGAGGAGACCCUGCUGCUUUGGGAGGAUUUCCCAGGAUGCACUCUGGCCAGUGACCCCAGCCAUGGUGAGCAGGAAGAGUGUCUUGAGAAAGUGAUCAAAGAUACAGAGUGCCUAUUUAAGUCUCGGGAGAAGGAGUAUCAGGAGACCAUUGACCAGAUCGAGUUUGAGCUGGCCACUGCAAAGUCUGACAUGAACAGGCACUUGCAUGAAUACAUGGAAAUGUGCAGUAUGAAAAGAGGACUGGAUGUUCAGAUGGAAACAUGCAGGAGACUCAUUACCCAGACUGGAGAGAGUCAUUCUCCAUGUCCUGGCCCUGGUGGAGGCGUAGAAGCAAACGAUGGGACAGGAACAGAGAAGACGAUAGAAGAAGGAAGAUAAUAAUGAACAUCUUGAUAAAGAAAAAAGAACAAGAGUUGUGAAGCGUCUCUUGGCUCACUGUUAAACCUAAGCCAUAUUUAGCCCACAGGUACUGGUGCGACGCUGCAAAACUCAUGCUUUUCCCAAUGAAUAGACUACUUAGACCACUAUUUAUUUAAAAAAAAAAAUCAGGGGCUAUUUGAAAUCAAUAUUACCUCAUAAGAGUCACAUGAAUUUGUUUUUAGAGUAUGUGACUGACAUUUACUAACCUCUGAUGAUAGUAAUUGAUUGAUAGACCUGACAAUUUCAAGAACCUAUUUCACUGAUCACUGUAUACAGUAGUUGCAGACAUUUAUUAGGUAUUUAAAUGGAAAAUGUUUCAAGUAAUAUAAUUCUUGUCGUUAUAGGACAGUUAUCUCGCAACAGUAUCUGUGAGUUCAGGAUCUAGCCUGGGAAUUUUUUGCUGUCUAUACAGCUUGCCUCAUAUAUACCUCAUCUGUAAAAUACUUCAUUCUGUUUGCCAUAAUCGGAAAUGUACACAAAUAGUCCUGCUGACAUCCAUAUGAUUACAUGAGCUCUAUUUUGUGCACUGUGGUUGUGAAGUAACUUUGCAGAUGUGAUUACUAAAGUUCACCAUCAUUCAUCAUUGUCCACUCAUGUUCCAUUUUUUGAACUGAAAAACUAACCUAUGGUCAUGUGCUAAUGAGAACAUUUUUGUCACUGAUACAGUCUGACCUGCUUUGGACUGUUAGGUAAUCUUGAAAGAAAGUAAUUUAUAUUCUUGCAGUCAGCUUUGAAAUGUACAUAAUAGUUUAUCUCAGCUCUGAGGACAUCAACUCAGACAAAAAGCUUUACCGAAGACCAUUUCUUCCUUCCACAAUACACAUUAAGGCUGGUCAAUCAAAUCAAGCAUUUUCAACACCAGCAAAGUGACUUAUACCUCAUCUGUCUACAGGCCAUUCAAGGAAAAAAUGACUAAAUCUUAGUAAAUGAAUUGGGAAAAAGUGAAUUGGAAUAAAUGCUGUACCCAAACUGAUCUCAGAACAGUUCUAAAACUAUUGAACUACUGCAUUAUUGCGGCUUCCUAAAAUUUACCCAGAAUACCAGGCAUUACGUAGUUUAAAAGAUAGCCACAGGUUUCCAUAUUAAGCUAUUCUCAUAUGCUAGCUAUGACUCAUAAUGUUUAAAUUGACAUAUUACGUCCUGCUAAAGGAAAUUAACUUCGACAUGAUGUGUGUGGGUGUGUGCAUGUUUUGUACUGGAGACUCCUGCACUAAUAUGGAUAUGAAACUGCAUCUGAGUUUGUAGAACUAAAAUGCAGAUAGGGAUAUGGCAUGAUUGAUUUAGUUUCACAUGUUCCCACUGAAAUAAGGACACCAGUAGGGCUAUAAAUAUUUCAGUGCUACUCACAGAUGCUCUGGAACAAGAAAAGGCUGGAUUGUAGGGCGGGGGCGGGGGGGAUGGAGGAAAGCUGAGGCAUCGUAGAGAAAAAAACAUGCACGACUGUGGUUCUUAAUGUAGUUGGAAUAACAAAUGUGCCAAAUGUGAAGUGAGCAUCAGGCAAAAGACUUUCAGCAGUACAGAAAGUCAGGACUCAAUGCUUCCGUACAUGGUGCUGAUCCCCGUCUUGUAAAUAUCGCUUUACUAAGGCAAAGACUAAAAAUCUGUCAUAUCUGUAUGUAAGCUAUAUGAGUACUGUGCAAUAAGAAAAGUGUGAAUGGCUCUUAAUGUAUUGUAACUGAAACACAGUAAGUUUAAAGCACAUUCAGAUGUGCUUUGUCUCCAAAACAUGUUUUUGCCCAUUUUUAGCUUCUGUCCUCUUAUCUGGUUCUGUUUUCACUUUUGUUUUAAGUAAUCACUUUCUUUUAAAAGCAAAUUCAUGCAUUCUCUGUUCUUGUCCUCUUAAAAGGUUUUUAGUGUAUAAAGAAGUCCUAAUUUGAGUAAAGGUUUCAGAUAUCUCCUUAGUAUGGCUUUACAGAAAUCUGGCUUGCAGUCUUGUGCUUUUUAGUUGAAUAGUAUGACUCUCAUUUUGUUUGAAAACUCCCCUCUGUUCUUUGUAUAAUUUAUUUGUUGCUUCACAUUGUUCUCUCUCUCUCUCUCUCUCUCUCUGUGUUCAUGUUCUGAUUUGCUCUUUUGUGUGAAUAGAUUCUUCAUCAGGAACUUACUUGUUUACUGAAAAAGAAAUCCAUUUUGUCUGUUGUAAAUGUGAAAGUUGUGUUUAAUCCUAUUAGUAUGGAAUCUAAACCAGCUUUCGAAGUAUUAAGUACUUCUCAGAAACAAGAACUAAUUUCCUGAGGGUGUGUUCACCAAGGUUUAAACAUGCAAGAGAGAAAUCAAACAAAAGCAAAGGAGAAAAAAAACGCUCAUUGAAAAUGCCGAUAUGACUGCUAUUAUGUUGUAACCUAGAGGAAAUCAGUAAGGAUAUUUAGUAUAAAACCAAUGACAAUUCAUGUGAAUCCACUAUCCCUGUCAGAAGAAUGUCUGCCUCCUCUCACUUUAAUAUAGUUGUAGCAAAAGCUAUUUGUUGAAGUAUUUGGCUGUAGUAUCCAGAAUGAAAGAAGAAUCCACACUUAUCUGUGUUGCAGAUUAGAAACUAAUUAAUCAAUUCCUGACUACGAUAUUAAAAGGGAGGGCCAAAGGUAAGAGGUGUUGGAUAACCAAACAACACUGCAACAUUUUGUAAAUAAAUAAAUAAAUAAUCAAUCAAUCGAUCGAUCAAUCUUUUGACAGGGUGGAUGGACUCAUUAACAUGUAUGUAUCUCAAGGCCAAACAUGAGUUGUCUGCUUUAAAGAGUGCUAAAAGACUGGAGCUUUAUAAUGACUUGACGAAUAAAGAUAAUGAUAACCAGA
This is a messenger RNA of Neoarius graeffei (lesser salmon catfish), 4997 nucleotides long. RefSeq names its product intermediate filament family orphan 1b (gene iffo1b). The transcript is spliced from 9 exons. Lineage: Eukaryota; Metazoa; Chordata; Actinopteri; Siluriformes; Ariidae. The coding region runs from base 330 to 2168 and encodes 612 amino acids. The record is from RefSeq and is a predicted model, not a curated record.